This is a messenger RNA of Rhipicephalus sanguineus (brown dog tick), 859 nucleotides long. RefSeq lists its product as uncharacterized. NCBI's taxonomy places the organism in Eukaryota, Metazoa, Arthropoda, Arachnida, Ixodida, Ixodidae. The record is from RefSeq and is a predicted model, not a curated record. Bases 83 to 730 code for a protein of 215 amino acids. The transcript is spliced from 2 exons.
CUUCAGCCUUUUUCCUGCAAGAAUCCCAGAUAGAGCGCGGUUCUACGGGCUGGAGACGGUGCCUUGGAGGCCUGAGCGAGCCAUGACGAGCAGCGCGAGCGACGCACCCGUGACCAAGUCCGAGUCCCUUCCGAUGAGCGACGAAUCGCUGUCAGCAGCAGCAGCAGCAGCAGCAGCACAAGCGUCGCCCAGCAGCCGGCUGGUCAACGAACCGGCAGCUGGCCGCGGGGGACACGAAGGGGAUCCGGAGCAGCCCAGCGAUGCGUCCGUCUCCAAGGAGGAGAUGGAGCGGUACAUUAAGAUUUCGCGUGACCUGAAGCUGCGCCGCGGCUCUCUAAUGCCUCCGGGUGGCACGUCCGGAAGCAAAGUGGUGACAACGCCUAUGCCACUGUGUACCGGUCUCAAGAAGAAGGCCAGCUUAACCAUGGAGACACGCGUCGAGCUCUACGGCAAGGGACGCGUCAAGCUCUCCUUUGACGGCGUUUCAGAAGAGGCCCACAGCGUGCAGCAACAGCCCCCACUCCACCAGGACGAGUCGGUGACCAGCCUGGUGCGCCGGGGCGGCCCUUCGACGGCCAUCACACCCCGCAGGCUCAGCCUAGAAGACCGUGCACCGCCGCCGACGCCCGCGCCGUCGUUGGCGUCGCUGCAUAAGCGGACCAAGUCCAUGGACUUCGGCACCAUCCCGCUUAAGGACGACGACCAUCCGGAGCCGUCGAACCCGGUCUAACCUGCAUGUUUUCACGAGUGCUUGCCGUACAAGCAUAAGCAGCCAGUAUAUUACCAAGGCUUGUUCAAAUUCAUCUUCACAAGGCCCGUUCGUUUUGGCAGCAUUUUACCUACAGGUGAACGAACUGGA